AUGACUGCCAUAAGCGGGUGGUCGGAUCAUCCCCCUCGCACCGUUCCCCCCUCGGUCAAUGCCAGCCUGGCUGCUGGCGUCAUUGCCGACGUGGCAGCUGACGUGGCGAAGAGCGGGGGCAUUCCCAGCGAGCCCUUGCUGGGUGCUCCGUGGAGCCCCGACGGCAGAAAGUACCUUCUGGCGCUCUGCUCCACUGGCGGGAUGUCCAACCAUCUCUUCUGUCUGCGAGAGUUCGCACUGAUGGCAGGCGCUCUCAACCGAACGCUCGUGGUGCCCACGGGGCCACACGAGGUGGGCAGGGGCAGCAUGCAGGUCACUCACGUACUGUGCCUCGUCAAGGGCUGCCACCUCGUGCGCUUCCCACCUGCCCCUAGCCCUUCCCUCCCUACCAGGCAUAACCAGCCACUUCUCCCUGGCCCCACGCCCGCAAUGCUCUCCCCCCGGGCAGCACCAGGCGGGCAGUUCAUGGCGAGCAAGGGGCAAAUCAGGCUGGCAAAUGGUUUUGAAUCACCUCAAAAGUCUCCCCUCUGCCCCUCUCCUCUCCUGCAGCACCAGGCGGGCAGUUCAGGGGCGAGCAAGGGGCGCAUCAGCCUGGGGAAUGUGACGGUGCCAGCAGUAAAUCACAGCACCAAGAGGGCAGUUCAGAGCGAGCAAGGGGCGCAUCAGCUUGGCGAAUGUGACAGUGCCAGCAGUGGAGCAGUGGGCGUGGUCGGGCCUGCCGGACAAACACUCUAUGCAAGCCGCGUGCCAGAUGGCGUGCUGAUGAUUGGCGAGUUCAAUAAGCAACCCAUCACAGACUCUACUUUCUUCCGCAUGCUCGCCCCAGUGGACCUCCCAUACCUGCUCCCUCGGUGCCUUCACCUUUUCAAAUCCUUCCACCAUGCCCUCCCCCCAUACCUUUCCCCCCCUUCUUCCUCCCCUUCCACAGCAACCCAUCACGAAUUCCGUCUUCUUCCGCAUGCUCGCCCCAAUGGACCUCCCGUUCCUGCUGCCCCCACCACCGGGCAAGCAGAGGGGGAGGGCGAAGCCUGCGAAGAAGCGUCAGGUGCCCCUACCACCAGGCAAGCAGAGGGGGAGGGCCAAGCCUGCCAAGGUGGUGCCACGAGAAACAUGCCUCGCGUCUCCCGCCAUCCGGGUGAGAGAUUGCCGUCCAGAUGGGAGAUUGCCGUCCAGAUGGGAGAUUGCCGUCCAGAUGGGAGAUUGCCGCCCAGAUGGGAGAUUGCCGCCCAGAUGGGAGAUUGCCGCCCAGAUGGGAGAUUCCCGCCCAGAUGGGAGAUUGCCGCCCAGAUGGGAGAUUGCCGUCCAGAUGGGAGAUUGCCGUCCAGAUGGGAGAUUGCCGUCCAGAUGGGAGAUUGCCGCCCAGAUGGGAGAUUGCCGCCCAGAUGGGAGAUUGCCGCCCAGAUGGGAGAUUCCCGCCCAGAUGGGAGAUUGCCGCCCAGAUGGGAGAUUGCCGCCCAGAUGGGAGAUUCCCGCCCAGCCCCGCUUCCACAGCCCCCUGAGCCACUGAUAGCAGCAGCGCGGCACAUAGUGCAGCGCCAUCUGCCCCGCGUCAAUCCCCUCUCUCCCUCCGUCUCUUUCCAUGCGCUCUCUCCUUCUUCCCUCGCCCCCACUCCACAGCCCCCUGAGGCGCUCAUAGCAGCAGCACGCCACAUAGUGCAGCGCCAUCUGCUCAAUGGCCGGUUCCUGGCAGUGCAAUUCAGGAGGGGUGACUUCAAGGACUACUGCCGCAAGAAGCACCCAUCGGACGGCUGUUUCCUCCCAGUCGACCAGGCAGCACAGUGCAUGCGUGCUGCUGCUGUGGCAGCCCGUGUCCCCCUCGUCUUCCUCGCCACCAACGCCCGGCCACAAGAGCUCGAGAGCAGAGGCCAGCAAGAGGAGAUGCCACUGCCACCCAAAGCACCGCGCUCACUGCAGGGGGUUGCACAGCUGACUGGGCCCGAUUCUCAGCCGUUGGAUCAACGAUCUCAGCGGUCGAUGCCCGCGAUCGCCCGGCGCAAGCUGCCUGGUGGUUCAAGUGGAGUUGAGGCUUCACUGCAUGAUGAGCAGCCUGCCAACACCAGCAGCGGUCCUGACGCUUUAAAUGGCAGCAGCAAUGCAGUGCAGCUUGUAACGCUAGCGCAUCUGCUCUCUAAAGAGGACAGCAGCACGUGGCUUCAACCGCUUAUGGAAAAUGGCAUCAAUAUCAAGACCACCCCGCAAGCCGUCGCCACUCUGGAGAAGCUGGUGUGCGCCCUGGGUGCUGGCUUUUUGGGCACAGCGCACUCCACCUUCACGAAUGACAUUGUGCGGCUGAGGCACGGGUUCCGCACUGCAAUGUGCAGUGACCACUACAUUUGCAGUGCCGGGCCGAAAGAGGGGUAG
Closterium sp. Naga37s-1 is the source of this 2361-nucleotide messenger RNA. The record is from the annotation of a GenBank genome assembly. NCBI's taxonomy places the organism in Eukaryota, Viridiplantae, Streptophyta, Zygnematophyceae, Desmidiales, Closteriaceae.